Pezoporus occidentalis (night parrot) is the source of this 6160-nucleotide messenger RNA. It is a transcript of the gene GULP1, whose product is annotated as GULP PTB domain containing engulfment adaptor 1. The transcript is spliced from 13 exons. NCBI's taxonomy places the organism in Eukaryota, Metazoa, Chordata, Aves, Psittaciformes, Psittacidae. The record is from RefSeq and is a predicted model, not a curated record. Bases 843 to 2009 code for a protein of 388 amino acids.
GAGGCAGGGGGAGCCCGGGAGCAGCGGCAGCCCAGCCUGGCGGGCAGCGAGCCCGGCAGACAGGCGGGGUCCCUAGCCCGGCCGCGCUGACGUCAGGAAACUUUCUCCGCUGCUGAGGCAGGAGCGGGCGCUGUGUACCGGCGCGGCGGGACGACCUCCAUCACCUCGUCAGGUACCGCGGCCCCGAGGGCAGCCUGCAUGCGCGGCACAGUCCGAAGGCUCCUCACUGUCCCUCCCGGGGCCGAGGGCAUCCGGGUUCACCGAUGGGUCCCGCGGUGCGGUUGGCGAGAGACAGCGGCCAGGGAGGUGCGGGCGCCUGUUGAUUGCUGCGGCAGCAGGGCUGUCCCGGGCUCAGCCGCUGCCCGACGCAGCAAACUUCCCAGACGACGGGUGAACGGGCGAGGCGGGCGGGCCGGGCGGCGGGAGCAAGGAGGGGUGUCGGCGUGAGUAACGGGGCUUGCUCCCGGGAUCGAGGGGAGCCUCCCUGCUCUUCACGGCUGGUGUGCGGGACAGGUCUCAGCGCGGGAGGCGGCCGUACACCUGCGGUAGUUAGGCGAGCGGUGCGGAACUUGCGGUGCGCGCAGCUUGCGUAGGCUUUUUUCUCCAACUUGGAAACCGCAAGGACUUGGGGAUUUUAAGCAUGCGCUAUGCCAUGGUACAUGAAAAGCUAUAAAGCAGCAGUAACAAAGGUUCAAAAAUGUUGACAAAGGAGUGAUCUAUUCCACAUGAAAAUUAGUGUCUGCUCUGUACCUUCACAAGAAAUCUGAACGCAAAAGGGUUAAAGUGUGUGUGUGAAAAAUCAACAAAGCCAAGAACGUCUUUGACUGGAUAGAUUUUUCAACAUGAAUCGUGCUUUUAGCAGGAAGAAAGACAAAACAUGGAUGCACACUCCUGAAGCCUUAUCAAAGCAUUAUAUUCCCUAUAAUGCAAAGUUUCUUGGCAGUACGGAAGUGGAGCAGCCCAAAGGCACUGAAGUUGUAAGAGAUGCUGUUAGAAAAUUAAAGUUUGCAAGACAUAUCAAGAAAUCUGAAGGCCAGAAGACACCCAAAGUUGAAUUACAAAUCUCAAUCUAUGGUGUAAAAAUUCUAGAUCCAAAAACAAAGGAAGUCCAGCACAACUGUCAACUCCAUAGGAUAUCAUUUUGUGCUGAUGAUAAAACUGACAAGAGAAUAUUUACUUUCAUAUGCAAAGACUCAGAAUCAAAUAAGCAUCUUUGCUAUGUAUUUGACAGUGAAAAGUGUGCGGAAGAGAUAACUUUAACAAUUGGUCAAGCAUUUGACUUAGCUUACAGGAAAUUUCUGGAAUCUGGAGGAAAAGAUGUUGAAACAAGGAAACAAAUUGCAGGUUUACAGAAAAGAAUUCAAGAAUUAGAAACUGAAAACACAGAACUGAAAAAUAAAGUUCAAGAUUUGGAAAACCAGUUAAGAAUAACACAAGUACAUGCAUCUCCACUGCUGCACAUAAAGUGUGAUAAUGAUGAACAUAUGUUUCAAAGACCCUCUACUUUUUUCUGGUGUAACAGUGAGGAUUCGCCUCCUUGUUUAGAUACCUCUUCCAUUACAGUUACUCCUAGGAGUUCUCCCAACUCUAAACUACCACCUGGAUUGUUAAUACCACCACCUUCAAAAAGUGGUCUUCCAAGGCCAACCAGUGAAUACAGCUGGCCAAGACCUCGUGCAGGCAGUGUGACACCUAAAUCACCCUCCACUGACAUCUUUGAUAUGGUUCCCUUUUCUCCCAUAUCCCCUCAGUCAUCAACACCUACUCGCAAUGGUACACAGCCUCCUCCAGUACCCAGUAGAUCUACAGAGAUCAAGAGAGACCUUUUUGGAGCAGAACCUUUUGACCCUUUUAGCUGUGGAGCAGGAGAUUUCCCUCCAGACAUUCAGUCCAAACUAGAUGAGAUGCAGCGUCAGCGAUGGUUGGUAUAUCAUUUUUUAAUAAUGAUAUUUAAUGCAUUUACAAUUGAAGUGUGCAUGUGUUCAUGUCUGGUGUCUUUAUUUUUAUGAAUAUGUGUGUACAUCUGUAAAUCUUUCAUGUAACUUUUAAAACUUUUAGUGGCCUGCAGUUUUUUAAGGUAGGAAAGCUGAUUCUUUUUCUUAUCAGCUUCUAAUACUAAGCCUUUAUUUUCAUUGCUGUUUAUUUUCCAUGUGUACUAGUGAAAUCUCCAGUCUUCGUUAUCAGAUUGUCCUUAGUGAAAUGGUUUAAGCAAAACCUUAGAUACAUAUAUUUUUAUGUAAUACAGUCACAUUUGUGAAUGUUUUUUUACUUGGAAAUAAUUACUUAAAAGCUUGAAAUGAGCAGAAGAUAGCUGUACUAGAAGUCAGUGGUUGUUAGAUAUACAGCUGAUAAGAAGGAAGGUGAAAUGGAUGCUGCAAAAGGUAAAAGCACAGAAUAUUCAAUGUACUCUGGAAAAUGUAAAGAAACAUGUAAGAAAAAUACAGGCUUCUUUCCUUCUCUGGAAUGCAAACUGAAGGAAUCUGUUCACAUUAUGAAAGUACAGUCUGACUUUCAGUAAAUACAUAUUCCAUUAAAUACACAAAGGUAAGUUGCUUAUGACCACAUCUAAUAGUUCAAAUAUAUAGACUCACUCUGAGAGGGCGUUAAAUACAGCUUAUCCUGCACUGAGUGGUAAGCAAGCUGUCUCAGCAGCAGCCAGUGACAACCUGAUUGGAGCAGCUCAGUCCAGACUCUCUUACCCUGUUUCUCCUGUAAAGCUAUGUCAGAUGCCUUGUCAAACAUAUGCCUGUCUGCAGAAAAGCUGUCUCAGUGUAUGUGUGUGUUGGAAGGUGAUGUGUAAGCAAAGAGAGAAGGGAAGGUGCAGCACAGCAGAGGCUUUGGAGAAUAAGCCCUUUAAGUAGUGGGUGCUUUUCUUUGCAUCCAAUAUUCUGAAUUUAAAAAGAUCAGAUAAAUUUUCCUGACCUCUGGGAGAACACUUUUGUAUUUAAACUUCAGGGAGGGUCCAGAUUUCACACUUAAGCUCUUUCUGUUCCAUUUCUCAGUUCAGUCUCUGUUGAUCUUUUUGGAGAGCUCAAAACUCAUACUGAGAUGUGACUUUUACAGCUCAGGCCUCUCUCUUGAUGACUGUUCAACCUUCCAUUUCCCCCACCUUUAUGCUGAAACAUAUUUUAAUUUCACUAUUUUUACUGCAUUCAGACAUUAAUAAAUUUAAUCUGUCUGUUUUCUCAGAAAUCUUGCAGUUGAGGGGAAGUUUCCCUAGAUCAUGAAUCAUACCAGCAACAGCUGCUAUAAUUUAUUAAAAUCUCAAAGCUUCCAUGAGCUGCAAGCCAUUCCCCUGCAUGCCCUGAAGCAGUCAGUAGGAUUGAUGUCUUUCUAUCUGAAAUAAGUUACCCUCAGCCCUUUAAAUUAUCAUCUCAGAGAUGUGUAAAUUUAUCAUUGGUUCAUAGCGUUUGCAUUGACUUAAGCUCAUGAAGUGAAGUUACUGUGAAGUGACGGGUCAAUCUCAAAGCAGUAAGGUUUUGGCAAAUUUAUCUUCUGGGAAAAAAAGAGUUCUUUGUCUUUUACUGUUUACUGUUUUUAACCAGAAUAGCUCAUGUCUUAGAGAAACUAAAAAAGUGGGUGUUUUGGAAGAGGCUUUGUUUUCAGGUUGCUUUCACUAGUGAAAACAAGCUUUGCUACUCUCUUCAAGAGACCAAUCAUAUCCUUUAGUUCAAUACCGUUAUUCAUCUGGGUAACUAAGAUGUUCAGUCCUUGUAUUAAAUCACCUUGAAAAUAAAAAGUUACUUGACAUAGUCAUCAUGAGGAUAUGAACAGAGAAGCAAGGUGCAAUAUAGAUGCGCACUUCAUAGCCCUUCCACUCCUGUCCAGUAACAGGGAAUGGCCUUUUCUGCAUUCCCUAAAAAUCAGCAGAUUUGAGAGAUUUGCUGAUCACAUGAGGAGUUACUCUUUCAUGAAUCUUUAAAGUACAGGAAGCCGUGGCACACAUGUGUUUUAAUGAACAGGCAGUGUGUUAUGCUUAAGACAUGUUACUUGAAGCUGAAGUGUCUGAAUUUCACAAGGCAAAAUACUUUAAAUGCUGUGUAUUAAAAUUAAUGUAACCUUUAAUAUAUAUAGUAUGUAAUGUGUAUCAAGUGCUGACUAUUAUGUCAUUUUAAAAGAAAAUAUAUUCUGCAUUGCACAUUAAUUGAGUUUAUUAGAAAAAGAGAAAAAAUCAUAAUUUGUAAUCUGCUUGGUCAUUCCAACUGACUUCAUUAUUAUGACAGCUGCAAAUGCUGGGUUUUGAAGUGGAGAGUCUGAAGUAGACAUAUACUGUGUAAUGGAUACUAAUAAUAUAGCAGCUUCAAGUAGGAGCCAGAGGAUUUGACAGAGAUGUAUGCAGUUCAGAUGUAUGUAUAAAGUGUAUUCCUGAAAGCAGAUAUAAAGCUCAGAAGAGUUCUGCAUAGCUGUGAGAACUGAAGCAUAGGAUACUUCUAUUAUCUGCAUUAAUUACACUUCAGCUGUGUCUGAACAUAAAGGAGAAUCUUUUUUUAAAACCUUAUGCUCCCACAGCUUGCUUGAUUGCAGCUAAUUGCCUUUUUUAAAAAAUACAGUGUAUAUUUGCCAAAAUACAAGUUUGAAGAGUCCAAAAACCAUUUAAGAAUUUGGAGUUAUUUUGCAAAAUUUGAAGGAUUAGGAAUAGAGAUGGCUGGGGAGAUCUGAAGUCCAUGCUUUUGUGAUCCUUGGAAAUUUUAUGGCAAUCGCUUUGCCAAGGAAUCCGCUAGACAAGGAUGUUCUGAUUUAUUAUCCCCCCCUUUUUGAAGACUGCAUUUAAUUUAAUAGGAACAUUAGUUAAGCCAAUUCUUUGGUUUAAACUCCUACGCACUUCUUGUCCUUCACUUAGAUUUUCAUGAAAAAAACCAAACAAACAGAAAACUGAACCUCUGAGGUUUACAUUCUUUUAAACCCUGAAAAAUCCCCAGCUGGCGAUCUAGAUUACUUUGAUGUCCUCUUUAUGUUGUUGGGCUUUUUUGAUCAUGUGGUUGACAUGGAACUUUGAACCUGCUAGUAACUGUAUUAUCUGACAUUUAAUGACGGUCUGUUUUGUGUCAUUUAACAGAUGAACAUUGAAAUGCCAUGUUCCUUUUAUAGACAGUUAAGUGCAUGAGCCAUUUUAAAGUAUGAAUAUGUUAACACUCCAGUUCCUGAUACUGUAGUAGUAGGUUUUCCUUCCUUAUCAGUUCUGCCUAUAGUAGAAGCUGGGUUCUCAAGUACGCAACUGGUAACAGCACCUGGCUGCCACAUCACUGUUUUCUUUUACAACAGACAAUAGUUAUGGUAAUAAAGUUAAAAUGCUUUUAAAAAUAAUUAUGAUACAUAUAGUGCAGCAAUCUCUGAAUGGAUUAAUGCUGAUCACAUUCCAAGUACGUGAAAAUAUGAUCAUUUUAAAUGCAGAAUAUCAUAUCUUCAAAGAGGAGGAGGACUAAGUAGGGGGGAAAGUGGUCUGAAGUUAAAGAAGGAAAGAUAAGGAGAGCAUUGUUCUUCAAGAAAGCAGAAAUAGUUCAAAGCAGUAACAGCAAACACAAGCUAAGUGUUAAAUGACAAAAUACCAUUUUGUAUGGAAUAAAAAAUUAAAAAAUCACACAUGAUCAACAUAAAAGCAGUGGGAUGUAUGUGCUUCCAAAAUGUAUAAGCUGAUUUGCUUUUAGCUAGCCAGAGAAAAGGCAUUGGAAGUGCAGCUUCUUAAGACAGCAACAAACAGUGCUUGAAUGUAUAGAAAGGUAAGAGCAUGCAGGACAUGAAUGAGAUGCGUGUUCUGUGAAGGCCUCUCUGGAUUGCUAAAAAUGAAGAUGGUUGUCCUUGCUAAAAUAGUUGCUGUAGCUGUUGUACCUCUGUUGUACCUCUAUCAAGCAUCCUCAGGUUGAAGCACAAACUAUCCCUUUUACAAUCACAAAACUGGAAGCAGCCUUUAGAUACGCUUCAGAGCAUAUCUGAAGUGCUUCAAAAGGUAAGCAUUUCAGACACAAUGUAAUAACUGCAGGGUUUACAAUAUGAUAGGAUAGACUGUAGGGCUAAUUCUGAAUUUCCCCUUCUGUGACUGCAGUUACAUCAAUUAAUAAUAUCCUUUUGGUAAAUGAACAACAGGAGGUGUUUGACUUGGAGCAUCAGAUAUCUUUUGCUUGAAAUAUUUUUUCAAAUCCUGUUAUCCCUUUGAGAAGUACAG